AUGCUCCUCCUCAUCUUCCGUGGUCUCACCACAUCUAUCCCUACAUAUGGCUCCUGGUUCCCAGAAGGGGCUAAUGCAUUCCACAAUGCUGCUGUGGUCACAAGCAACCAGACUCGUAAAGUGCAGGUGGAGACCCAGGGCCGAUUCCACCUCCUCGGGGAUCCCCAGGCCAACAACUGCUCCCUGGACAUCAGAGACGCCAGGAGGACAGAUGACGGAUUAUAUUUUUUUCGAGUGGAGAGGGAACGUUCCCAAGCGUUUAAAUAUUCUUACACACAGAACAUGCUCUCCGUGCGAGUGAUGGCCCUCAACCACACACCCCACAUCCUCAACCCGGGGCCCCUGGAGAGCGGCCUCCCCAGGAACUUGACCUGCUCUGUGCCCUGGGCCUGUGAGCGGGGCACGCCCCCCAUCUUCUCCUGGACGUCAACUGCCCAAAGCUCCCUGGGCCCCAGGACCCACCUCUCCUCUGUGCUCACCCUCACACCACGGCCCCAGGACCAUGGCACCAACCUCACCUGUCAGGUGUAUUUUCCUGCCGCUGGUGUGACCGUGGAAACAACCAUCCAGCUCAACGUCACCU
Messenger RNA from Myotis davidii, 583 nucleotides. Its product is annotated as sialic acid-binding Ig-like lectin 6. Lineage: Eukaryota; Metazoa; Chordata; Mammalia; Chiroptera; Vespertilionidae. The transcript is spliced from 2 exons. Gene Ontology annotation, molecular function: sialic acid binding. The record is from RefSeq and is a predicted model, not a curated record. The annotation marks the transcript as partial. Gene Ontology annotation, cellular component: plasma membrane. Gene Ontology annotation, biological process: cell adhesion.